Molecule: messenger RNA, 1776 nt
Organism: Lasiodiplodia theobromae
Lineage: Eukaryota; Fungi; Ascomycota; Dothideomycetes; Botryosphaeriales; Botryosphaeriaceae
Product: MFS multidrug transporter
Exons: 3
Coding region: 1-1776 (591 amino acids)
Biological process (GO): transmembrane transport
Molecular function (GO): transmembrane transporter activity
Source: RefSeq, a predicted model, not a curated record
AUGGACAACGCCGACCAUUUUAUCGAGAAGUGCGAGCAGGAUGCCACCAAUGGCAAGACGCCUGCGGAGCAGCACGAGGCCCUGGAGCGCACCCACACCUCCUCGACAAUCUCCAGCAGCUCAUCAGAUGGCUCUACCGCCUCGGUAGAACGCCGCGAGAUUGGAAUGUCAAGAGUGCCGACUGCCAGGGAUAACAUGGCCGACCUGGAACGCAAUCAGACAGCCAUGAGCAGGAUCCAGACCGCACGCAGCCAGCAUAGCGGAACUGUUGGUGCGAGCAUCAAGAGCAGAAAGUCGAACAAGCCAUUGCCAAACUUUGGCGCCGGCAAGCCAUACCCGCCGCCCCUGCCAGAUCGGGAGGAGUAUGUCGUGGAGUUUGAUGGUCCGGACGACCCAAUGCACGCCCAGAACUGGCCAUUGAAGAAGAAGCUUGCGACGGCGGUGAUGCUGGGAUACACUACGCUCGUGGCUGCUUUUGGCAGUUCCAUUUUCUCCUCUGCUACUCGCGUUGUGGCUCAAAAAUUCGAGGUCAGCACUGAGGUUGGUAUCCUGGGAGUGUCCCUGUACGUCCUGGGUUUUGCAACUGGUCCUAUCCUCUGGGCGCCAGGAUCUGAACUGUACGGCCGGCGGAAGCCCUUGAUCAUCUCGUCCUUUGGCUUCUCCAUCUUCUUCAUCGCCUGCGCCACGGCCAAGGAUCUCCAAACCGUUCUUCUGUGCCGCUUCUGGAGUGGAUUCUUCGGCGCCUGCCCCCUUACUACCGUCGCCGCCGUCUUCUCGGAUAUGUUCGAUAACAGGACCCGUGGUAUUGCUAUCACCGUAUUCUCCAUGACCGUUUUCACCGGCCCGCUGCUCGCCCCUUUCAUUGGUGGAUUCAUUACCAUGUCCUACCUCGGCUGGCGCUGGACGCAGUACAUCGUCUCGUUCAUGGGCUUCUUCGCAUUCGCUAUCAACAUUUGUUUCCUGCAGGAGACGUACCCGCCGGUCAUCCUCGUGAACAAGGCGGCGGAGCUGCGCCGCAGGACCAAGAACUGGGGCAUCCACGCCAAGCAGGAGGAAAUCGAAAUCGACUUCCGCGAGCUGCUCGAGAAGAACUUCUCCCGUCCUCUCCGCAUGCUGGUCACCGAGCCCAUCGUGCUGCUGCUCUCCAUCUACAUGGCCUUCGUCUACGGCAUCCUCUACCUCUUCCUCACGGCCUACCCCAUCGUCUUCCAGCAGAUCCACGGCAUGAACCUGGGCGUCGGCGGCCUGCCCUACUUCGGCAUGAUCACGGGCCAGCUGCUGGCCGGCACCUUCAUCGUGCUCCGGCAGCCGGGCUACCAGCGCAAGCUGGCGGCCAACAACGACGUGCCGGUGCCCGAGUGGCGUCUGCCCGAGGUCAUCAUCGGCGGCGUCGCUUUCUCCGUGGGGCUGUUCUGGUUCGCGUGGACCGGCUACACCAAGGACAUCCACUGGAUCGUGCCCACGCUGUCCGGCCUGUGCAGCGGGUUCGGCCUCAUGGCGAUUUUCUUGCAGAGCUUGAAUUACCUCGUUGAUGCGUAUCUUAUGUUCGCCGCCUCCGCCAUCGCGGCAAACACCUUCCUCCGCUCCCUCUGCGGCGCCGGCUUCCCGCUCUUCGCGACGUACAUGUUCGAGGGCAUGGGCGUUCAGUGGGCCGGCACCCUGCUCGGCUGCGUCGCCGCCGUCCUCGUUCCCGUGCCCAUCCUCUUCUACCUCAAGGGCGCCAAGAUCCGCGAGAGGAGUCAGUUCGCGCCGACAAAGCCGCUCGGCUCGGAUUAA